Molecule: messenger RNA, 444 nt
Organism: Cotesia congregata
Lineage: Eukaryota; Metazoa; Arthropoda; Insecta; Hymenoptera; Braconidae
Source: the annotation of a GenBank genome assembly
AUGAAGGCCCAUACACUUGUCGUGGGUGCUUGCUUCUUACUCGGUUUGUCUGGCAUUAAUGCACUCGAAUGUUACGUGUGUAACAGCUACACUGACAGCCGGUGUGGUGACAAAGAACCACAUCCAAGUCUUAUUCAAAAAUGUGACAUGCUUUCAAGUGGUGGCACCAAGUACACUAUGUGCAGAAAAACCGUGCAGUCUAUUGAAUUCGCAGUGAAUGGAUUGCCACCAGAGAUAAGAACCAUAAGAACUUGCGGAUACGACGAAUCAAACUACAAAGGCCGAUGCUACCAACGCGGAGGUUUCGGAGGUCGACAGGAGGUCUGCUCGUGCUUAACCGAUCGCUGCAACUCAGCGACAACGAUUUUGGACAAAGCGCCCCACUUUAUUUUAAUGCUUGUGUGUAUUAUCGGUAGUGCCGUGCGCACCCUGGUCGGCAACUAA